GGUAAGUUACCAAGCCACCUUCCUUCAUUAGAAAAUAUUGUAAUAUAUGAAUGCAAACAUUUGGCGGUUUCAAUUUCCACAUUUCCAGAGCUCUGCAAACUAGAAAUUGAAGGAUCCAGAGGGGUGGUGCAUAGAGGUAAGGUUGAAUUUAGCUUACUAUCCUUCUCGUCUCUUUCAACAAUUUCGGAAUUUACAUGUCAAAUAGAAGGGUUUACUAUGGAAGGAUUGACAUAUUUGGAAGAUUCGACUAUUAAAACUUGUGAUGAGCUGUUUCUUUCGUUCACUGACGAGGUACUUCUAGAACAUCUCCCAUCUCUUGGUGUUAUGAGGAUUCAUAAUUGUACCAAACUAGUUUCUUUGACGGCAUUAGAAGAGGAAGACCAGUUACAACUGGGUUUGCCAUUCAAAUUGAGAGAUUGCGAGAUCAGAAAUUGCCAGGACAUGGAAUCGUUACCGAAAGAAAUGAUGUAUAACAACACUUAUCUUGAGAAGAUUUUAAUUGAAGGCUGUACUUCACUCACAAACUUUGCAAUAGGCCAACUCCCUCCAACUCUAAAGCGGCUAUGUAUAAGUAAAUGUACGAAUAUGGUGAUUUUGGUGGAUGAGGAUGAUAUCAACAAUUACGGCAGCAACACAUCUCUUCUUGAGUAUUUGGAUAUUAGUGAUUGUCCAUCCCUCAAAUCCUUAACAUCAAGUGGAGAAUUACCUGAAUUACCUGCAACACUUAAGUUCCUUUACAUUAGGAAUUGUGAGAAGCUGGAGUCCAUAGCGAAGAGCUUUCAUCUCAACUCAUCUCUUGAAGGCAUUAUCAUCGCAUCUUGUGAGAACCUUAAAUCCUUACCCAAGGGCAUACACAACCUCAACCAUCUAAAUGACAUUUAUAUUUCAGAAUGUCCAAUUCUUGAUUCUUUCCCGGACGGAGGUUUGCUCCCAACCAACCUGAAACUUCUCAAUAUUUUCAAAUGUGAUAAAAUGCGGGCCUUGCCCAAUUGCACGCAUAACCUCACCUCUCUUCAAACAUUGAGAAUAUGGGAAUGUCCAAGCAUUGUAUCCUUUCCGGAAGUAGAUUUUCUAACCAACCUAACGUCACUUGGUAUCCAUGAUAUGAUGUCGUUGAAUAAGGCCUUUUUUGAGUGGGGAUUGUGCAAGCUCACUUCUCUUAAAGAACUUAAAAUUGGUGGUGGCUCUUCACAUUUGGUGUCCUUUCCAGAGAUGAUGCUGCCUACCUCUCUAAUCGGCCUCCGAAUUGCAUCCUUCCCAAAUUUGAAAUACUUGUCUUCCAAAAUCUUUCAAGACCUUGCCUCUCUUCAACGUUUGUCUAUCUGUAAGUGUAAAAAGCUCAAGUCCUUUCCUGAGGAUGGCCUCCCUCCCUCACUCUUGGAACUUGUUAUCUCCAAUUGUCCUCUACUGAAAGAGCGAUGUAAGAAAAACCAAGGACGAGAGUGGUUCAAAAUAGCCCACAUCCCUGCACUCAUAUUGGUAGAAGAGAGUCGGUGAAUCUGAGUGUUGCUUGGAUCGAAGUCAAGUUUCAAGAAAUAAAUUCAAAGCAUCAUAGGUGUUUGUUAAAAUGCCCAAGCGAACAUGUAGAGAGAGAGGAGGCAUCUGAAUAUUGAGUUUUUCAUUACCAGCAAGUGGCGUAUUGCUGGUCAUUACAGAUUGGACCGUCAUGGUGACCCUCCAAAAAUAGAAGGAUCAUUCUAACUCUGUAUCCCCAUGAACAACCUAAUCUGGAAUAUAAAGAGGUAUGUCUUACUGUUAUUUCAAUUUUUAUAAUUUCUAAGAAAGUUUUGCAUCUAAAUAGAUAUAUAUAGAAAUUAUUGGGUUCUAUUUUAAUUCAUCUAUAAACCAAAAGAGGAUAAUCAAUGAAUCUGAGUAUUGUUUAGAUGCAAGUCAAGUUUCAGGAAAUAAAUUCAAAAGUCAUUAAUAAUAUUUAGUAACCGGAUUGAUAAUCAUUCAUUUAAUUUUUUAGGAAGGGAAGUAGAAGGGAUCAUCCCAACUCUGAUCCCCAUGAACAACCUAAUAUGGAUUAUGAAUAUAAAGAGCUGCUUUGAACGGCUGUUGGUGCUGGGGAUCAGUAUUGGAGUUUCUUUCAAUGUAAUUUUUUCUGAGUGGAUGAUCACAAUCUUGUUGAUUACUAUCUUCACAGUUAUGGCAACCAAGGCUUUCCUCAAGGGUGUUGAAACAUGGAGAAAGGAAACCAGAACUAAAAAGGAGGCUGCUCAAUGUCUGCAAACAAAUGGUCUUGGUGGUGAAGUGGUUGAGGGCCCAAGCAACGGCAGUGGUACAGAAACCAAGGACACUAAGAGAGCAGAGGUCUCCAUUCUUAAGAAUAUUUACAGGAAGGCAGUUGGAGUUCUUGUUGCUGUCUGGGUCAUAAUCCUUGCAUUUCAGAUUGGCAAGGGUUAAUUUCAGUAUCUGUGUUACUUUUCAUCAUAAAAGCCUUUUUUUUUUUUUGAACUAAUGAGGAUAGUUCUGUGUUUUCUUAGAAUUACACAGAAACUUGUUCACCGGCAUAUUGGGCAUUAAACCUGCUGCAGAUCCCUGUGGCCGUUGGAGUGAGUUGAUAUGAGGCUGUUA
Messenger RNA from Corylus avellana, 2577 nucleotides. NCBI's taxonomy places the organism in Eukaryota, Viridiplantae, Streptophyta, Magnoliopsida, Fagales, Betulaceae. The record is from RefSeq and is a predicted model, not a curated record.